Rhagoletis zephyria (snowberry fruit fly) is the source of this 1544-nucleotide messenger RNA. RefSeq names its product myb/SANT-like DNA-binding domain-containing protein 4. The record is from RefSeq and is a predicted model, not a curated record. Lineage: Eukaryota; Metazoa; Arthropoda; Insecta; Diptera; Tephritidae.
GGUGCCUUGAAUGUCAGAUUAAAUCGACUUGUUGCACCAAUGAGUGUAUCGAGCUCUCCUGUGUUAUUAUUGGCCCAAUGGAUGUAAUUUUCCAAUUUUAUGCGUUUAAGCUUUUUAACAAUGAUACGCAUCCAUCUUGAAAUUGCCACCAACUAUACUAUACAGCUUCUGGGACAGAUUCACUAUAGAACCGGAUCAUUGUUGCCGUCAGGGAGUGGAGAGGAAAAACUUCUUCAAAUUUGUUAAAUUUUGCGAUUAACCGUGCUAUGAAAUGCUGCACAAUUAGAGAAUUCCAAGAACUUCUUUACGGACAUAACACUUUCGUUAGGUUAUUUAAAGCGGCAGAUGACUACCAAACCAUAAUCUUAGCAGAUGAAUGUGCCGGGUCUGCUAGUAGUUUUAUAAAAUUUUAAAUAAUUAUUUUCUUUUUUAGCAACUAAGGAGCAACUUCGAGAACUCAAAAGCAAACUGGCUGAACGCAAAUACUAUUUUACUGAUCAGCAAACGCAAGUGCUUCUGCAAACAAUAUGUGAUACAGUGAAAGAUCAACCUGCGUGCUUUGAGAAACCGACAUCAGAGAUAUUUUAUAAUACAAUCAAGAGCAAAGCGCCCAUUCUAAAAAAUUUUGCCUGGACAUCAUUGCGAAACAAGAUGCAAGCCAUACGGGCAUGGUACUUGGAGACUUUACAGUGGAAAGAGAAAGGCAUCGACCCUACAUUGGUGGUCAACUCCAAAAGAUUGCGUAAUAUCGUGAAGUAUGUUGAAAAGUUAUCGCCCUUUUGGGAUACGCUCGGUGUUCUUUUUAACCACAACAAAAUUGGUAGACCAAGUGUGGUGUAUGAUACCGCUCAAGACGUUGAGCUGAAAACAAGUACUUUCGAUAGUAGUUCCAACGAUUCAAAUGACGUUCAAUUAGUACUGAAGUAUGAGGCUACUGAUCCACAGUAUUCAACAUCGCAGAGCUCAUCCGAUUUUACAACAACGAUUGUCAACAGGAGCACCCUGGAGACUCAAACAAUGCCACAGAGCAUUAUGGAAGCUACACAAACCAUCGCUGAUAAUUGUGCAGCUACAACAACAACAACUCCGCCAAAUACAGACGCUAGCAAUCGCACCGGUUUAAUUGACGACAAUUUGGAAUUUAUCAAGCUUGAGCCUGAUAGUCCACAACCUUCAAUGUCACAGCGCUCAAUAAAUUUUAAAUUGAGUCCACGUGAGACUGCGCAACCAUCGCAAAAUUCGCAGUUGAUUAAAGAACAGAACUCAACAUUGGAAAGGGAAAAAAUAGAAUUGGAAAGUGAAAAGCUUAAAAUAGAAAGAGAAAAAUUAGAAUUAGAAAAAGAAAAAGUGCGAAAUGAUUUUGAGCUGAAAAAAUUAGCAUUACAAAACGAAUUUGAGUUAAAAAAAGUAGAAAUUGCAUUACGCGUGGAAGCCGAUGAGAGAUUAAAAAGAUAUGAAAUUGACUUAAAAUCUUGUUAAUUAAUAAUCAGCCCUAUCGGCAAUUCCAUGUGAAUAACUCGUUUCCAUAAUUUAAGAUGCAAAAC